AGAAAAUCACGUCUUCAUUCGUUGUGUGAAACUUUCUUCCCUAAACCCCUCAAAACCAAAUCCACUUCAUCUCUCUCUCUCUCUGCUCCUCUCGGAGCCCUCCAUUCCACCGUCUCCGGCCUCCGUCUCUCUCCGGUGGGGUCAUCCUCACCGUGGCUGCUGUAAGCUCAGUCGACCAGCUACCUCCUCUUAACUGCCCUGGUAGUUUCCAACUCCAGAUCUCCCUCUUCCUUCUUAAAACCCCCUUAUAAGAAUGUGGUGUAGUCAUUGUCAAAAGGACUGCCCUACUACUGAGGAGACUGGCAGAAUAUGUUGUGAUUUUUGUGGAAGAGUUAUCUCAGAUGCUUUCUUUACCGAGGAGCCUAGUUUUGUUAAAGGUCCUGGAGGAGAGAGCCACUUGUCUGGUAACUUUGUUAAAUCCAUUGCAAGUUCAGUCUCGGAUUCCUUUAGAAGGACUUUGGAAAAGGGAAGAGAUGAAAUAAGGCAUAUAGUUUUGCUCUUAAAUAUGGAUGAGGCUAUGGUUGGGCCAUCUUUCUCACUUUAUAAGAUGGCAGUUGAACGCAAUUUCACAAGAGGCCGUAGGACAACACAAGUUGCAGCUGCUUGUAUCUAUAUUGCAUGUCGAACUUCAAACCCACCAAAACCGUACCUACUCAUUGACUUUUCAGAAGCUUUGAGUAUAAAUGUGUAUGUGGUCGGAGCUACCUUUUUGCAGCUUUGUCAACUGUUAAGCCUUGGAGAGCAUAACAUUAUUAAGAGACCCAUUGAUCCUACUCUUUUUAUUCCUCGAUUUACCGAAAAGUUAUUAGCUGGAAAAGAUGUCGAGGUUUCCAGAACUGCAAUGCGCAUCAUAGCUAGCAUGAAGCGAGACUGGAUGCAGACAGGUAGAAAGCCAAGCGGGUUAUGUGGCGCAGCAUUAUACAUCUCUGCUCUCGCACAUGGUCAUAAUUUAACAAAAUUAGAUGUUGUAAAAAUUGUACAUAUUUGUGAAGUGACAUUGCGAAAACGAUUGAUUGAGUUCGAGAACACAGAAUCAGGGAGCUUAACUAUUGAAGAGUUAAACAAUAACGCUGUGGAGCUAAAAAAAUCGAACUUGUCACCUAUUGGUCCCCAUAAGUCUGGGGAGUUGCUUUGUCAACAUAAAGAGAGUAAAGAAGCUCCACCUCCAUUUGCCCAUGGGCUAUGCGAGAGUUGUUUCAGAGAUUUUGUGGAAAUUUCUGGCGGAGUUAGUGGUGGAGCAGAUCCUCCUGCCUUCCAGCUUGCUGAAAAAAUAAGAGUUGCCAAUAAAGCUGCUGUAUCAGAUGAUUCAGAAGUUGAUCUCCAGCAAGGGGAUAAAACAAUGGAUCACGUUGAUAAAACAACCGAUCACGUGGAUAAUACAAACAAGAAUGUUGAAUCUUCAUCUGAAUGUGACCAAAAUAUGAACCAUAAAGAAAAAUUGGGAACCGUAGAGUCUGACACUGUUGCUGCAGAUGGAAUGUCAAAUGACACCUCUGAUAAGGCCUCUAAGUUUACUUCUACAAGUAAUCUUACUAGUGACGGAUCAGAUGAUGGCCUUUCUGAUAUCGAUGAUUUAGAGGUAAAUGGAUACCUUAACAAUGAGGAGGAAACACGUUACAAGACGGCCAUCUGGGAAGACUUGUACAGAGAACAUUUGGAGGAACAGGCAGCAAAGCGUAGUGGGGAUGGCGACAAGAGUUCAAAGCCGAAAAAGGAGAGGAGCAAGAAGCAAGAUACUAAUCCCAAUCCUCAAACUGCUGCAGAAGCAGCGCGCCAAAUGUUAAGUAAAAAGCGACUACUUUCAAAAGUCAACCUCGAUAUGUUGGAGAAGGUCUUCGAUGAUGUAACCCCUGCAAAUAAAGCUCCCAAAUUAUCGAAGGAUGAAGACUCUUACGGCCUCAGCCCUAACGAUAAAGACCACAAGUCAGAUAUCGAGGACAAUAAUGAUGAAGCAGGCUCAGAUUUUGAAAAUGUGAAAGAAGGAUACAACAAAGGAUACGACAACGGGAUUCAUGAUUGGAACAUGGAAGAAGAUGGUUACGAGUUUGGCUAUGAAGAAGAUGAGUUUUGAAAAUUUUGAAUCCCUUUCCCAACUAGCCAACUCUAGCCUUGGUGAUGAUAACAUAUUCUUUGUAUUUUGCACUUACAGUUUUAGUAAUUGUAGAAGAAAAUAAAUUGUUAUAUUUGCCCUCUCCUUUGUUGUGCUUGUAAAAAGAAGAGGUUAACAAUUUUGAAAAUAGGUUAUUAUAUAUUACAAGUUUCUUUUCUCAUAAAAUAAA
Molecule: messenger RNA, 2279 nt
Organism: Cannabis sativa
Lineage: Eukaryota; Viridiplantae; Streptophyta; Magnoliopsida; Rosales; Cannabaceae
Exons: 20
Coding region: 254-2071 (605 amino acids)
Biological process (GO): DNA-templated transcription initiation; transcription by RNA polymerase III; transcription preinitiation complex assembly
Cellular component (GO): nucleus; transcription factor TFIIIB complex; transcription preinitiation complex
Molecular function (GO): RNA polymerase III type 3 promoter sequence-specific DNA binding; TBP-class protein binding; RNA polymerase III general transcription initiation factor activity
Source: RefSeq, a predicted model, not a curated record